This is a messenger RNA of Schizosaccharomyces cryophilus OY26, 2437 nucleotides long. RefSeq lists its product as uncharacterized. The record is from RefSeq and is a predicted model, not a curated record. The transcript has 2 exons. Bases 901 to 1689 code for a protein of 262 amino acids. NCBI's taxonomy places the organism in Eukaryota, Fungi, Ascomycota, Schizosaccharomycetes, Schizosaccharomycetales, Schizosaccharomycetaceae.
CAGUGCUUACACUCCGUUAAACAAAAAAAGAUACUGCUGUAGAUUAUACGGAAACGAGUUCAAAAUAUCCGUUAUUUCUUUUGAAAAAAAUUCAGUGCUAAACAGUGAAGAACUUCAACGCCUUCUUGCUAAUGUAUGUGUGAAACUGAAUGUCGCGCUCUAUUGAAGAAACGAAUAAUGAUAAUGAAGCGAUAAUGACGAUAGGAUUUCAUAAAGAAAUGGCGCACCUAGAGUUGCAUAAUACCUCAAGGAAGGUAAUUUCACGGCAGUACGAGUUUGAUGAGGACUUGCGAGACAUAGAAAUUAACAAAUUCAUGGCAACUAAGUCGACGAAUAAGGAUGGAAAGCCGAAGUGUGCUUCCUUAAUUUCACCGUAUGUUGUUGGAUUGACUGAUUCAUGUCGCCUAGUUGCAGUGUACGAAUUACAACUCUUGGUUGAAAGGAGGAAAACUAGCGAGUCUUCUAUCAUAGACUUUCAUAAAGCAGACAUAAUUUUUAUGAAAAUAUUUGUAAAGCAAAUAAACUUGUCCACCGAAUGAUGGCGGUAGAAUAACAAGUCAUUCAACCCGUCGGUUUGAGCCCAACUUUGAUAUCGUACAGUCCUGAUGGCUCUAUCUUUCCUUAUGGUAGAAAGCAGCAAGGCAUUAUGCAGUUUUCGCUGAAUGAUUUGAUUCAACUAUAUCAAAGUUUGUUUCAACAAUUACAAGUGCUCUUUCAGGAACUUUGCUUCGGUGUAAACGUAGAAGGGCUGCCGGCUCGUUCGUUGUUAACUUUCAUUGAAGACAAUGUCAGCGGCUGCAGAUCGAUUAUUAGCAAUUCUCUGGACAGACCAAUGUCGAAACAAUUUUGUUAAAAACUGUGCUUGCGAAAGAUGAACUUCGGAACAAGUUUUAAAAUACAAUGUCAUCGAAAACACUCGAAGAGUAUAUCGAUUUGCACGGGGAGUCCAAUCUUGACAAAUUAGUAUGGUCAAGUAAUGCAAUUAACAAAUACAGACAAAAAGCAUCGUAUUUCAAUGAGCUUUUGUACUGUUUGGUGUGUAUAUCUGCGGGUCAACCGGUGCGAGCUGAAGAAAAGUCUUUAUGGUCUUUGAGAGAUUUGACAAAAAUAACCAAUAAAAUUAACUUCUUGUUUGGUCGGAUUAUGAUUUGUACCAGGCACAAUAAGGCUUGCAACAUGAAGUACGCAAAACAGCCAAUUGUCAUAUUUCUUCCAGAGUCUCUUUCCAUUCUGGCUCUGCGAUAUUAUGCAUUGGUACGACCUUUCGAAUACUUCCUUAAGUAUCUAAUGAGUGGACGUGAUGAGACAUUUUUCCCGUACCGUGAUGUGAUGUUUGUAGUAAGGGGUCAGCGUACAAGAGGCCGACUGCCUCAACAAUUAUUUUCAAGAGUAGUGUACAAGGACAUCCAAAGACCAAUGGGGUUGAGAAAUUAUUACCUGAUAUCCAAUUACUUCAGAGAGAAACUUUUAGAUCACAAAAAAGACCCGAAAAACUCUUGUGUAAAUGUAGAAAAUGGUUGUAUGCGAAGCUCGAAUUUGCAAGCUGAAAAGAAUACUGAUGAUACCUUUAAUUACUUGCCUCAUGAGUUUUUUAUCAACUCUCUUAGGGAAAGCUUAAGAUGGCAUGAAUUGUUGCAAAUUAAAAAUAACGACAGUUAUGGACCUUUGCAUGAGCCCGAAACGGAUUAACCCAUCCUUAAAGAUAUCAACGAAAAUUAACCAAAUAUUGAACCAGUAAUGAAUGGUGGUACGAUGAGGGCUUGAAAUAACAUCCAUAAGAGAAUCGUUUAUAAACAGAGAUUUUACAAGGCGUGCAAAGAUCGGUGGAGAAGGGAGUAUCUGCAAGGGUGGCGGUCGUGAGAUUUUAUUUUUUCCUAAAAGAAGUUUUCGUUGAUUUUCAACAGUAAAUCAGCUAUUCUUGACCGCAAACUCAUCUAUGUACACGGGAGAAUUGACACCUGAAGGACAAAAUCCAUUAAUCGUCAUAUUUACGGACCAUGGUGAUCAUAAAAGCUUUAUAUUUUGUAAAAUUUAGAGAGUGAUCCUAAUAUAUCAUUAUCGAUUGUGGUCGCCUUACUACAGUUGCUUUCUUGCUUGGCCCAGUGGGAAGUGGAAGUAAUCGAUUAAAAGUUUUCAAAUUAGGAUACAAAAAAUGAGAGCUUUAAGAUUUGUUUGCCUAUGUUUUGAAUUUGCUAAUGAUCUUUGCUUUGUGUUGGAUCAUACUCUUGACGCUUAUAAGGAACAAAGCGAAUUUAUGAAGGAAACUAGAAUAGUACAAGAAUUAAACUUUAACUAGGCAUGCCUUGCGACACAUGAUUAUUCUGAAGAUUGAAAGCUUUUAUGAGCUUUUUCAUAAAAAAUUUUAAGUGCUGAUUUUGAUGAAAUCAACAUCAACGAUCUUGGUAUUGACGAUACUGGACUUGAAAUAAUAGAUGAA